Pyrenophora tritici-repentis Pt-1C-BFP is the source of this 879-nucleotide messenger RNA. The record is from RefSeq and is a predicted model, not a curated record. NCBI's taxonomy places the organism in Eukaryota, Fungi, Ascomycota, Dothideomycetes, Pleosporales, Pleosporaceae.
AUGCGCUUCAUACAUCUUUUUAUCUCGACAGCGAAAGCUUUUCUGUCCUUACUUGCAAGGGCAGAGCCCGAGUAUCUAGAAUAUGUGCGGCCAAAGCUCCUACCACACAGGCUGUCUUUUGAUCGCGGCUCGAAUUUCUCUACACAAGCUGCACAGUCCCAUGACUUAGAUGGCCAAGCAGACGCUUCUAUGAGCGUUUCAAACCCGUUCCUUUUACCUUCUUACAUAAGUUCUGCUUCGACAUCGCCGUCACCAUCCACCUCUGCCCCUAGCGUAUUAGCGGAGCAGCGACUAGGUUAUCUUCACCCUAACGUCCAGGAUCACAAAGCAAGCAUUAUUAAGCUUGGCGACAACUUUCUUCGGGAAGACGUGGUGACGUUCUUGAGAUCGUUUUGCCGCAGAUGGAGCCAGACAGACCUCGGCUAUCGCCCCGGCCCAAAUAGCUUCGCUGGCGACGAUUCCAUAAUGCAAAGCAUGUUUAGGCAUUAUUACCACGCUGAAGCAUUCGGGCGUCGUUCGGAUAUAGAUCGUGUCAAAUAUCGAUUCUCGAGGAUCUUACUUUACCACGAUUUCGAGGAACUCUGCAUCAAUAUACAGAAUAAUUUAGAGAGAUAUAGACCUCUUUCCCGUGGCCAGGAUGCAGCCACUAUUGCUACAGACAAAUUCAUCGACGGGCUUGCUCUAGUGAUUGGUGCACCUGCCUCUAUCGUUGCUAUACUGCCUAUUCGACUCUCCAAACGUCUGCUACUGGUGGCGAUACCUGCUCUUAGCUGCGAGUGCAGGCGCAUGUUCAGCGAGCUUGGCGACCUCCUUGAGCCGACGGCAGCAGAUCUCACCUCAGUUACUAGCUGCUAUACAGUGCUUACGGCAGUGGUAUAG